Myxocyprinus asiaticus (Chinese sucker) is the source of this 8015-nucleotide messenger RNA. RefSeq names its product serine-rich coiled-coil domain-containing protein 1-like. The record is from RefSeq and is a predicted model, not a curated record. NCBI's taxonomy places the organism in Eukaryota, Metazoa, Chordata, Actinopteri, Cypriniformes, Catostomidae. The transcript has 10 exons. The coding region runs from base 198 to 2618 and encodes 806 amino acids.
AUUCCACGUCACUUGAGGUGGAUUUGCGCGAGCCAUCCAGGAAUCUGACAUGAGAACUUAACGCUUUAUUGCGAAACUCGUCCGGUGUGAUGCUACGAUAAUUUUGGCUUCACGCUCAAGCUGACAGUGAACGGAAUCGCAGCGGUUUGUGAUUGGAAAUUUCGGCUCUAGAGUGUCUGCUUUGGUGCUCAGUCUUAAUGGGCGAAUCAGGGACACGCCGCUCCACCCUAGUCUCCAGGCUUCCCAUCUUCAGACGUAGUGUGAGCAAGAGGCAGGACUCACUCCCUUCCUCACCCUCCUCCGGUGGUAUCGGCAAUGGCGUCCAUACUUCCUCUCCAUCCAGCACCAACUCCAGCUCCAGCAGCACAAGCAAACGGCGCAGCCUGUUCCGCACACCGUCCCUCAGCUUCCACAGCAAGCGGAACAGCGAUCCCACCCAACUCAGCCUGGAAAAUCGCAGCCAGGGGUCUGAGGUGGUCUUCCGAGACCACAAUUCAAAGAUGCGACAUUCAUUCGGAUUUGGAGGACACAAGAAGAAGAUCACCCGGUCUCAGACAGAAGACCUUGAGAAGGCCUCCGCCAAUCGCAGUGUGUUCAUGAACUGCAUCAGCUCACGGACAAAUGAGGGAGACGAUUCAGGUUUCCUUGAUGACGUGAGCAGCAAGAAGUCUUCCCGGCAUAAGAAGCAGUUGCUGCCCAAGUCCUUCUCAGCCCAUCAACGGUUUUCUAAGACCUCAACCAAUAUCACAGAACAGGGUAAAGGUCAGGAUGAUGUGGAAGAGCCUCCUAAAACUGGAACCCCAGGUUUCUGGCCUGGAGAGUUGGCUGAGAGUUCUCUACAGUCACCUAUGACUGAGGAUCGCACCACAGCAAUCACACCCUCUGAUUUUGUUCCCGUCACUGAAGACUCUGUCUCGGAAGUGGAUGCUUUACCAGCACCUAGUCCAGCUGCUCCUCUGGAAAACUUCAGCCAAGCUGUUUCUACCUCACAGGUAUCCAUUAACACAGCCCAGGUCACCACAGAGAAGCCUGUACUGCCAGAUACCAGCCACUUAGCCAACACACAGUGCGAGAGCACCACUGCCCAAAUAGAGCCGGUAACACUGACGACAGUUAAAGAGCUGAACCCCAACCCUGAUCAAUCAGAGGCCAGUGAGAAUGAACACGCUCCAGAACUUAGUGAGGACAGCAACUCCAAUCUAGAGGCCUGUGAGAGGAGGUCUAGGUAUGCUGUUCUUAUACAGCAGGCUGGAAAACCAUCUGGCCACAGCAAACUUGAGAUGAGGCCAAGUCACCUGAGAAAGCCGCACACAGUGUCCAUGUGCAGCAGCAUGAGCCCAUACCAUGAGGUUAUGCGUAUGGAGAGACGUCUACGGUCGGCCUCUGAAGGUGCAGGAGGACCCAGACUUCACCUCAACCUCAGGGAUCCUCUCUGCAUGGAGGGCAACACUUUAUCCAAACAGAGAACCAGUUCCUCAUCUUCCAAACUGGGUAGUCUGGAUGUUUUGAAUAAUCUUGGCUCAUCAGAGCUGGAUGAAGAUGACCUGAUGCUGGAUCUUGACCUCUCGGAUGACCAGCGACCUCACCGUGCUUCACGGGAGAAUUCCAGUCAAUCCCUUGUGUCAUGUCUAAACUUGCUGCCCUCACCCCUGGAGGCCCCCAUGGAGCGAACCCCUGGAAGAGAGCCCCCCCACAGGGAGCAGCGGCCGAUGUCCCUCUGUCUGUCUCGUGACGAUGAGCCGUUGGCUGGGCUGGAAGCGUUACCAUUCAGGCUGAUGCAGCAGGACUGCACAGCAGUAAAGACUCUUCUGCUGCGGUUACGCAGGACUCUGCAGGAGAGUACUGAAACCAGCCCUGCCAGCAGCCUUUAUUCUCUCCCCAUAAGCCCCUGCAGUGAGAAGUCACUUCCCAUUAAGGAUCUUGGGAGAGAAGAAAACCAGUUCCUGCAUCAGCAACUGAAGGAGAAAGAUGAACUGAUUCUUCGACUGCAGGCAGAGCUGGACACCACCCGUGCUACUCAGAAAUCUCUUUGCCAAAAAGCUGACAAAACCACUCAGACAGAUUUCUUAUUUUCAGAGGCCAGUCAUCCAAGUCAACCCAACGGCCAAAAUGGCAACAUUCCCAGCAGCAACAGCAGCCUCACAAGGGAGCGAAGGCCGGUGCGACCGCUCGCUACAGACCAGCACAGUCGACCCACGCCAGAGCUGGCAGCGGUUUGUGAGGACCAGGCUUGCUGCAAUCCGUCCAUGUGCCAUGGUGGAGGAGGGCUGAGAGAGCCAGUGCCAAGAGCUGCUGAAGGUGGGCCGCUGACAUCGGAGAUACCUGGACCUCGAAAGAUGGAGCACCUGGGGCCAUCACUGAUCCCUCGAGCAUUGGCCGGCAGUAGUAUGAGCCUCCCCAGCAAGGCCAGUCCCUCGCGCAGCCUGUCCUCAGACAGUGAGAGGGGGCCCCGCAGUGAGCGAGGUGCUCUGCCCAGGCUUCAGUCGUCCUUCACUGGCCGCCUGGGCCAGCCGCCCCGUGGGCCUCUAUCUUUACACAUGUACAGCCGAAAGAACGUCUUCCUACAGCACUCAAUCCAUACAGCCGAACUACAGGCUCUUGCUCAGCAGGAUGGCUGAGAAUACACACUUGAAACGCACUUAUAUACACACAUGCAUACUGAAAAGUAAAACAUGUCUCAGAUGGAUAUGGAUUCAACAUGAACUCAACCUUGGUGCAGUUUCUUGGUGACCACAAGUACCUUCAGACCCACUUGUACUCCAUUAUUAUUUUUCCUGCACAGUAAAAACUAUUUUUCCUCUUAAAGGGACAGUUCACCCAAAAAUGAAAUGUCUUUUAUUAACUCACUUUUGUGUUGUUCAAAACCCAUAUGACUGACUUUCUUCCAUGGAACACUUAAAGGGAUAGUUCACCCAAAAAAAAUUUAUUCUCUCAUCAUUUACUCACCCUCAUACCAUCACAGAUGUGUAUGACUUUUUUCUUCUGCUGAACACAACAGAUGUUUAGAAAAAUAUCUCAGCUCUGUAGGUCGAUACAAUGCAGGUGAAUGGUGACCAGAACUUAGAAGGUCCUAAAAGCACAUAAAGGCAGCAUAAAAGUAAUCCAUACAACUCCAGUGGUUAAAUCUAUGUCUUCAAAAGCGAAUUGAUAGGUUAGGGUGAGAAACAGAUCAGUAUUUAAGUCCUAUUUUACAAUAAAUUCUCUUCCCUGCCUAGUAGGUGGCGAUAUGCACAAAUAAUGUGAAUCGCCAAAAACAAAAGAAGAAGAAUGUGAAAGUGGAGAUUUUAUAGUAAAACAAGACAUAAAUAUGUGUUUUUCACCCACACCUAUCAUAUCGCUUCUACGAGUCGUAUUAAUUACUUUUAUGCUGCCUUUCAGUUCUUUUUGGACCUUCAAAGUUCUAGCCACCAUUCACUUGCAUUGUAUGGACCUACCUAAACAUCUUUGUUCGUGUUCAGCAGAAGAAAGUCAUACACAUCUAGGAUGGCAUGAAGAAUGAGUAAAUGAUGAUAGAAUUUUAAUUUUUGGUUGAACUAUUCCUUUAAGGAGAUGUUAGGCAAAAUGACGAUCUCAGUCAACAUUCACUUUCAUCCAAAAAGAUGCAAUAUAAGUAAAUGGUGACUGAGGCUAACAUUCUGCCUAACAUCAUCUGUUGUGUUCAACAGGAAAGUAAGUCAUAUGGUUUGGAACAACACGAGGGUGAGUAAAUUAUAGCAGAAUUUUCAUUUUUGGAUGAACUAUUCUUUUAAACCAAAAUCAACCCAUCGUCUGCACUACUUGAGCAUUUUUUGAAGAAAUAGUACAUGCUGCUCUAAUAGGUACGUUAGAAAGUCCAUCCACUAAUGUGACAGUUUCACUCAAAACAUCUCACACUUCUGCUGAGUUCCAAGGUAUGUGCAAGCAGGGAUGUCAACAUUUGUCCUUUACAAUACAUUUUCCUCUAGAUUCACAAUUAUAGACUCGCUUGUUAGAUUUAGCCUAAUUAGUAGUAAAGUUUAUAAUAGUAGGUAACACAACUAGCCCUCCACAUUACUUUGCACCAGCAAACAUGACACUGAAGACCCAUGCAUAUAUUGCCAAAUCAAUCCUCUGUCGGAGAGAGUGCUUUAAAACUCUUGCUGCCAGUAAGAAUUGCCCAUGUGUUCUCAGAGCCCUUUUAGGGAGUUUAACACUAUUAGCCUCUUCUAAUUGCAUGCUGCUGCUUUUUUCUGUUUCUUUUUGCUGCAAACAAAAAUGGAAGAAAAAAGAUGCUGAGAAAAAUGUUUUUAAACCGAUUGUAAGCUUAAAAAAAAAAAAAAAGAAAAGACAGCCCUUGUGGAAGGAUUCAGCGAUAGAGCCUCAAGUACUAAACACUACCGUCUUUGCUGGAGUUGGACACUAGUUCAAGACAGACGGAUCUGAAAGGGAUAGUUUACCAGAAAGUGAAUUCUGUCAUUAUUUACUCACCCUCAUGUUAUUCCAAACCCAUAUCUCUUUUUUUUUUUCUUCCAUGGAACACAAAAAGAGAUGUUAGGCAAAAUGUUAAAGACUGACACUGCCCAAUCUCAUAGAAUUACAUUACUAUACCUAAAUUUUUGCAGCAAAAUCGUUACAUGGCCCACACACGUGGUUCACACAAAUAGCAUGUCUUAUACAGUAUAAGGGAAAUUAUGACUGGACUCUAGGUUAGCCAUACGGCACAUUGGGUUCUACUCAGUACUUCUUAGUGCACAAAUCUGCACUUUUGUAAAGUACAGUCGAGAAAAAAGAAUGGCUUAAAUUUAACAGCCUCCAACUUCACCAGAGUUAACAUCAAUUACCCUCAUGGUGACUUCACACAAAUUACAACUAUCAACCAGCUACAACAAAACAACAGUAGUCAUAUGAAUUAAAACUAUAUACAUUUUUAAAUAAUUAUUCUUUUUCUACAUCAGUUCCCUUUUUUUGACCAAACAUACAUAAUUUAUUCAAGUGCAAGGGCUAAUGGGUAUUCCACACUGCCACAAUUUUGUACUUGAUAAUCUUUAGUUAGUAGUAUUCAAAGCAAAUGUUUAAAGAAUGUUUAUAUUAGGGGGCCUGGGUAGCUCAGUGGUAAAAAUAUGCUGGCUACCACCCCUGGAGUUCACUAGUUCGAAUCCCAGGGUGUGCUGAGUGACUCCAGCCAGGUCUCCUAAGCAACCAAAUUGGCCCAGUUGCUAGGGAGGGUAGAGUCACAUGGGGUAACCUCCUUGUGGUCGCUAUAAUGUGGUUCGUUCUUGGUGGGGCAAGUGGUGAGUUGAGCGUGGUUGCCGCAGUGGAUGGCAUGAAGCCUCCACACACGCCAUGUCUCCGUGGCAACGCGCUCAACAAGCCAAGUGAUAAGAUGCACGGGUUGACUGUCUUAGACGCAGAGGCAACUGGGAUUCGUCCACCACCACCCGGACUGAGGCGAAUCACUAUGCGACCACGAGGACUUGGAGCGCAUUGGGAAUUGGGCAUUCCAAAUUGGGAGAAAAAAAAAAAAAAAGAACAUUUAUAUUGUAGUUAUGAUUCCAAAAUGUGACAUUUCAAGUACUGUUUAAUUAGGGCCACUUAAAUGUUUUUAUUAAUGACAGCUUUAGGGUUUAGAGAGUAACAGUUACUUAAUUAAAACUAGUAAGAAUAGUAAAAAAAUAAGCUUAAGUUGAGUAAACUAUUAUUUUACAAUUUGAGAUAACUAUUAGUAGUUACAGUGAUUACAUCAAAACACUUUUACUGUAGCACAUGACUUGUAACAAGCUUGUUCGGGUCCAAUUCAAUUGCACAGUAGCUCAACUUGCGAUGCAAAGGACCGGGGUACGAGUCCCGAAGAGCACGAGAGUCAGCACUUUAGCCGAAAGUGUCAGAGAAGCAUCACAUUUGCUUUUUGUGACACUAUUGGUUAGGUUUAGGUUUAAGCUUUAGGGUAGGAAGGUAGGUUUUGUUCAUUUAAAUCUUGAUCGUUUAAAUUUAGGAAAAAAAUAGCAGUGUCAACAUUCUUACAAAUUUCCCUUGUGUUCCAAGGAAGAAAGAAAAUGUAGUGUUUUAGAACACAAUGAGGGUGAGUAAUUGAUGGCAGAAUUGUCAUUUUUGGAUGAACUGUCCCUUUAAUGACAGCUAAAUGGAAAACUCCCUGCAGUGAAUUAACUACGUUGUUACAUUUACAUUUGAAAAAGCAUAUAGGUUUUAAUUUUAGUUUAAAAAUAGAAGGCAAAUACAAUUUAAUUAUACAUGUUGAUAACUUCUACAAAUGUAAAACAGCCAUAGACAAGCUUUUAUGGAGAUCAUGUGUACUCCGAUGAGAGGUGGUUGAAAGAAGGAAUGGCCUCAUUUUCGCAGCAUUGGGACAACAUUGGUUUAACGUUGGGACAGUGUUGACCCGGCUUUGCGGAUCAGGAGCUUGUGCAAGGACGCAUGGAGGAGAAGGAAACCCUGAAGAAACACAGUCCCAUUCAUCCAGCAGGUCUGCUCCCCGAGGUCCAAUGCUCCAAUUUCAGCAAUCUGUUGGGAGCACCAUCACUUUCUGUCUCUCUCUCUCUAUAUCUUCCUCCCAGACCUACUUCCAGCUCUUUGUGAUCAGGCCCAGGGAAAGAAAGGCUUUAGCGCAUUCUCGCCAUUACACACUCGGUUAUUGAUAUCACACCCCCCAGACUGGAACGUGUUUGUCUUGAGUUAUUUCAGAAUGACCUUAUGAAAGCAGACACUGCUGUUCAGUCUUUGAGACAAUUCAACCCUCGAUCACUGCUGUCAGCAGUCCUGUUUAAAUUCUGUAUGGGCGCCAGUCUGUGACUGUUGAAUGUUAAAGGGUCAGUUCACAGUCUUGAUUUACUCACCCUCAUGUCACCCUAAACUCGUAUGACUUUCCUUUUUACGUGAAACACAAAAGAUGCAAGGCAGAAUGUUAGGAACUGAAAGCCCCAGUCAUCAUUCACUUUCAGUGUAUAGAAAAAUUACAUCUUUACAUCUGUUUUGUGUUCCAAGAAAGACACCGUCAUCACAUUUGGUAAAACAUGAGGGUUGAGCAAAUGAUUACAGAAUUUUGUGUUUGAGGUGAACUGUUCCUUUAUUUUUUAUUUAUUUAUUUCGAGAGGGAAGAACUGAUUUCUUAUUCUUGACUGCACAUUUGAGACAUGAUGCUUAAAGGAUGUUAAAUUGACUUGAAUAUGGGAGAUCAUGGGUACAUGCAAGAAAAGAACUCAUGAAUAUCUACAAGUGUCAAUAAGUGACUCAUAAACAUGACUGUAUGUGCCGUCACAUUUCUAAACUGAACCCUUCAAUGUUGAAUAGAUAUUUAUUUGGCCUUAUUUAUUAUGUGAUAUUGUGAAAUGACUAUCAUCUGAGGCUAUUAUUUUGUCUGUCUGGGCUCUUUGUAUCAACAUACAAUUGUCUACAUUACGGAGACUGGUGACAUGUCACAAUUGUCUCACUGUACAUCACUUUGAAAUGUUGAAAUUCUUGUUUUUCUUAAAAUCUACAGGGUUUGCAUAAAAGUGGCACUUUUAAGAGAUUUAAACCAUAAGAUUUUAAAUAACCUUUAUCUUUUCUCUCACUGGUGGUUUUCUUGAUAAUGUUAUGAUUUUCAUUGAAUGUAAUAUAUUCACUCUCAUUAAAGAGAUAUUUAAAGAAAGAAUUGACUAGUAAAGUGACAUGUAAGGCCUUGUUUUUUUGUUGUUAGUUGUUAGUCUUUAUUUUUUUACAUUAAAGGGAUAGUUCACCCAAAAUAAAUAUUCUUUCACAAUUUACUGACGCUCAUGUCAUCCCAGAUGUGUAUGACUUUCUUUUUUCAGCAGAACACAAACGAAGAUUUUUAGAAGAAUAUUUCAGCUCUGUAGUUCCAUACAGUGCAAGUGAAUGGUGACCAAAAUGUUUAAGCUCUGAGAAAAUCACAAAGGCAGCAUAAAAGUAAUCCAUAUGACUCCAGUGGUUAAAUCUAUGCACAGAGGUGUGUUUCUUUGUCACUGCUCAUCUGUUUUCCUGAAAGUGAUGUGGUUAUAUAUGACACCUGUGUGAAAAUCUCAAUCAUCUUCUUAAAAAAAAAA